GUCAACCAAAUCAUCAUUCGAACGUCAACCAUCAAAAUUUAAUAACAUACAAUUUGUCUAAUUAUUAUCGUUUUAUAACAAUGAUGAAUAAGACAUUAUUAAGUGUUCUAUUAGUUUUAACAAUUGCGGUAUGCAUUGUUUACUGUGCACCGGAACCAGAACCAAAUAAGGGAGGCGGCGGUGGUGGAUAUGGCGGUGGUUAUGGCGGAGGAUCUAUAUGGGAUUUGAAAUCAAAAUUUGGAUGGGGUGAUUAUGGCGGUGGUUAUGGAGGCGGACACGGUGGUGGCAGACGAGGUGGUCACGGACGUUAAUUACAUGAAACAA
This is a messenger RNA of Chrysoperla carnea, 324 nucleotides long. Its product is annotated as glycine-rich protein DOT1-like. The record is from RefSeq and is a predicted model, not a curated record. Lineage: Eukaryota; Metazoa; Arthropoda; Insecta; Neuroptera; Chrysopidae. The coding region runs from base 81 to 311 and encodes 76 amino acids. The transcript has 2 exons.